ACUAUCUACUACAUAACAUCAACAACGGCCUUCUUUUAGUACUUUUGCUCAUCCAAUCUUCAUUAUGCUCUCACACACGACUCUCAAAGCAGUAUUUAUAUCUCUCCUUGCCUACGCUUCAGCUCUGUCUUCUGAAUUUGACACACGCGCAACCUGUCCUGAAAUCCACGUUUUUGGUGCCAGAGAGACCACGGCACCAGCUGGAUAUGGAACAGCAGGUGUGGUGGUCAAUCUCAUCCUUGCCGCUCAUCCUGGUUCAACUUCCGAAUCCAUCAGUUAUCCCGCGUGUGGGGGCCAAUCUUCGUGUGGUGGGAUUAGCUAUGGGAAUAGUGUUGUUGCAGGAGUUUCUGCUGUCGCAGCUGCAGUAAAUGCAUAUCAUACACAAUGCCCAAGUACUAAAUUGGUUUUGGUGGGGUAUUCUCAGGGUGGUCAAAUAAUGGAUGAUGCUUUCUGUGGAGGUGGAGAUGCGAAUAAUGGACUCACGAAUACUGCGAUUCCAAUUCAAGCCAGCGCUGUCAAUAUGAUCAAGGCCGCAAUUUUUAUGGGUAACCCACGCUACAUUUAUGGACUUUCCUAUGAAGUUGGUACCUGUAAAGCUCAAGGAUUCGCACCUCGUCCCUCUGGAUUUUCUUGUCCUUCCGGUUCAAAGAUAAAGUCUUAUUGCGACGCCGCUGACCCGUACUGCUGCAACGGUUCUGAUGCAAAUACUCAUCAAGGUUACGGCACUGAAUAUGGUCAACAAGCCUUAACAUUUGUAAAUGCACAACUCGCGUCAUCUGGUACGUCCCCAACAACUACUCCAUCUAGCCCCGGUACCACAACUACCAUUACCUCCCCUGGAUCCACUGGAGUUGCACAUUAUGGACAAUGUGGUGGGACUGGAUAUACGGGUAGUACAACUUGUGCUGGCCCAUAUACGUGCACUUAUGCAAAUGCUUAUUAUUCGCAAUGUCUUUAGGUUGAUUUUCUCUCUACUUUUCUUUCUACAUGUCUUCUUUCAUUGGAUACGAAGUGGAAAUUCAUGGCUCGAUUUGAAUGAAACGCAACGGUAUUUCAUUUGUACUGUAUCUCGCAUCCGGGACUGCAAUCCGAUCUCAGACUUUAUUUCAUUCAUUUAAGUUUCGAUGAAUACAUCAUUUCAAAGAG
This is a messenger RNA of Botrytis porri, 1146 nucleotides long. RefSeq lists its product as uncharacterized. The record is from RefSeq and is a predicted model, not a curated record. Gene Ontology annotation, cellular component: extracellular region. Bases 65 to 958 code for a protein of 297 amino acids. Gene Ontology annotation, biological process: carbohydrate metabolic process. The transcript is spliced from 3 exons. Lineage: Eukaryota; Fungi; Ascomycota; Leotiomycetes; Helotiales; Sclerotiniaceae. Gene Ontology annotation, molecular function: hydrolase activity; cellulose binding.